GCCAAAUUGAUUCCACUUUUACGCAGGCUACAACUUGCAGUCUUUCCAUUUGUUAAUCAAAUUUCCCCUUAACGGUACAAACUUGCAAUUCAUGGCUAGAUAACUCGAGACAUCGAUUCGAACGGUAGGAUUUCGCCAUGGGGAUUAAAGGCAUAUAUAAAGAAAUUGGCACCGGCAAGCGAAUAUCGCUUACGAAGCUUGCCGUCGAGAAGCUCGAAGAGACUGGUCGCCCCUUGCGCAUAGCUAUAGAUAUCGCUAUAUGGCAAUUCCAAGUCCAAGCAGGCCGAGGUGGUUCUAACCCAGCUGUUCGAACGCUAUUUUACCGGCUGCUUCGUCUGCUUAGCUUAUCUAUACAACCCAUCUUCGUUUUCGAUGGCCCUAGAAAGCCCGUAUUCAAGCGAAACAAGCGCUCUGGUCGAGGUGAUGGCGUCGCCACAGCUAUGGCUAAGCGAAUGAUCAGACUGUUCGGGUUUCAGGUCCACGAUGCUCCUGGAGAAGCAGAAGCCGAGUGUGCACUAUUACAGCAAACUGGCAUUGUCGAUGCCGUACUCAGCGAGGAUGUCGACACCAUCAUGUUCGGCUGCACGCGGACACUAAGGAAUUGGUCGUCUGAAGGUACGAGAGGAAGCAAAACGCCUACUCACGUCUCUAUGUACGACACCCAAGGGUUGUUAGAAAGCGGCGCCGGCCUAGAUCGGGAAGGGAUGGUCCUGGUUGCACUCAUGAGCGGCGGUGACUACCUCCCGGAAGGAAUUCCCGGCGCCGGUAUCAAAGUGGCUUGCGAAGCUGCCCGAGCAGGAUUCGGCAAGGCUUUGUGUAGACUGAAAAAGUCAGAUACGUCUGAAAUAUCUAGCUGGAAAGAGUGGCUGGCCUACGAGUUACAGCACAACGAGAGCGGAUUUUUUAAGACGAGACACAAAGCUUUAUCCAUACCCGAGGAUUUUCCAAAUAUCGACGUUCUCAGAUACUAUACUCACCCGGUAGUAUCCCCCGCUUCGACUCUCGAACGAUUAAGGCAACAACAGUGGGAUCAACCGGUUGACGUCCAAGGGCUACGAGAGUUCGUCAGAGAAACCUUUGAUUGGAGUUAUCGAAUAGGGGCUAUCAAGUUCAUAAGGGUUCUAGCACCGUGCUUGCUAGUACGAAAGCUGAUAACACGGAGUACUCGCGGUGAUCUUGAGUCCGAUUCCAUUGAAGUUCUAGAGAAACAGGAGUCGGAACUAGUAAGGUCAAUCACAAGUAAACGUGCUCACUUCAGUACGGAUUCAACGCCAGAAUUACGUAUAUCUUUCGUGCCAACAAAAAUAGUCGGCUAUGAUUUCCAAGAAGAACCGGAUGAGGUCAUCGACUAUGGACGAGAUGGUCUAGCACUCAAUAGCGAUGAGGAAUUCGAACCUGCAGCCGAAGAUGAGGGAGCCGAAGCGGUCGGGAAGACUAGUAAGAAGCCAUUUAAUCCAGUCGAACCUGACCUAUUCUGGUUACCAGAAACCAUAGCAAAACUUGGAAUACCUAUUACAGUUGAGGACUGGGAAGAAGCGCAACGUGCCAAGUUGGCACCUCGUCAAAAGGCUAAGGCCCCGAAGCAAAAGAGCAAACCCGUGGGUACCACUUCUAGGGCAUUAGACAAGUUCGUCAAAGUUACCAAGAAUGUCCCACGAAAUACAGAAGCUAGUAAAAAUAAUACGCCAGUAUCUCCUACACCUUCUCGAGUUAGCAGUCCAUUUGGUAUCCCCAGGAUACCUUCGCAAAACUUACCUCCCCCUGCUCCAACUAGAACCAGUCAGGCAUCUCAAAAAACGCGGCCCAUAAGAUCCAGUAAGCAGACUAAAUCCAAGUCCACAGCCAGGAAUGCAUCCCCAACACCAAGACCGGAUGCGAGUGCCAAUCCCUGGACGAUUGCCAGCUCACACGUCAAUCCCAAGGCUCCCAAGGCCAAGUCUAUGAAAGCUUCCGAGGCCAUUAUUAUAUCCUCUAGCCCACCUACGUCGCCUGGCCCGAUCCAUCAUUCCAUAACACAGGGUCUGGAUAAUCGCACUACUGAAAAUAUCUCUCCAACGUCUCUUUCUUCAACUUUAAGUUUGGGUCCUCGAAAGCGGCGUUCUAUCACGCCGACGAAGACGGAUCAGAUAAGCGACGGGUUGUCAAACAGUCGUUGUACAGUAGGAAGAGCCCUAAGUCCAUCGCCAAAGUCGAGUGAGAAGAAACCCCAUCGUAAGCUAGCCAGGACCGAAUCACUACCUGUGGCGGAAAGCCCACGGCAGCCAUCCGUGGGAAGUAAGAAUGGAACACGUAUGUUCGCGCGAGCACGUACUGUAAUAGUCGAAGCCCUGCCGCUCUCAGACUCGGAAGACGAGGACGAGUUCGACCUGCCUCCACUAAGUACCAUCGUCAGCAAACUCCCCCUCGGGAACAAAUCAUCUUCCAGGCCUAACGUACCAGAAACGCAAGUAGCUCAAGUCUCAGAGUCAAAAGGGGCAAACCAGCAGCCGGGGAAAGAUAAGAACAGACAGACAACUCUAAACAACGCCUUUAGCACAACUAAAAGGACCACCAAGAUAUACGCACCCCGCAAGAGCGAGCCCGGAUUCUUCAGAGAAGUCGAGGUCGCAGCCGAUGAGGCUGAUGAUCUGCUCUCGAAAGUUAGGGGCGGUAAUGCUGCAUGGAGACGUAGUGACGUCUCGUGCAUCGACCUGACGGGUGAGGAUUGAUUCCUAUCUUACACACUUAACCUAGAAGAGGAUCGUACAUGUACUUGUCGAGGAAGAAGUGAAAUUGCAUUUCAAGCUACAGGGAGCGGUUGGUCUCGGCGGAGUUUGCAUAACAGGCGCGUUUGCAUUGCAUUGCAUACCUAUACAUAGCAUCGAAUAGAAUACAAGGCGGAACGUAGAUGAUGAUAUGAAGCGUUACCUGCUCCAAGAUGAAUAGAUCAAGAUCAAGUUUUAU
Messenger RNA from Daldinia loculata, 2943 nucleotides. RefSeq lists its product as uncharacterized. Lineage: Eukaryota; Fungi; Ascomycota; Sordariomycetes; Xylariales; Hypoxylaceae. The record is from RefSeq and is a predicted model, not a curated record. The transcript is spliced from 3 exons. The coding region runs from base 138 to 2708 and encodes 856 amino acids. Gene Ontology annotation, molecular function: 5'-flap endonuclease activity; crossover junction DNA endonuclease activity.